Molecule: messenger RNA, 1770 nt
Organism: Colletotrichum phormii
Lineage: Eukaryota; Fungi; Ascomycota; Sordariomycetes; Glomerellales; Glomerellaceae
Product: heterokaryon incompatibility protein-domain-containing protein
Exons: 9
Coding region: 40-1770 (576 amino acids)
Source: RefSeq, a predicted model, not a curated record
AUCCCACCCUGGGGAGCUACAAAGUCUUAGAAGCUCAAGAUGAUUUGCGCUUGUUGCUGGAAAGACCCCGAAGAGCCACAUCACCGCGAUUGCAAGAGUCUGACCGCCUCUGUGGACGCCGGGUGUUACAUUUGCAACCGACUCUGGGCUACUCUGGGUAUGGAUGAGCGACAAGACAUCAGGCAAUUGAGCGCCGAACCGACGAAACAAGAGUCUACAGAAGAAAUCGAGCCACCCCUCACGCCCGGGUACUUAACCAACGGAGCACAGUUUGCUUAUCCCUACGCUUAUAUGCUACACGUCGCUCUCGACUACAGUAAGGCGUCUCGAGUCAAGAAAAGUCCGUCGAAAGGGUUCGCGCGGGCUGACAUUCUUCUUCUUCCGCAAGAAUUCAGAUCCUAUUCCUGUAGCACUAGGUCCGACGAUACUUUCCUUGUUGCGCAGAGAUGGAUUUCGGAAUGCUUAGCUGAACACUCAAACUGUGGUGCCAAACCGCACUUAUCCGCGACAGCACAGUGGUACCCUACUCGUCUCCUUGAUACCGGACCGCUGGAGGAGAAAAGCUCUCGUUGUCGACUCAUCCUCCCGAACAUCACGCCUAUCAAAGGUUCCUAUGCAACACUAAGUCAUUGUUGGGGCGUUGCUGAAUCCUUCAAUCUGACGACAGACAACUACACUCGACUGCUUCAAGAUAUACCGCUCGAUACGUUGCCCCAGUUAUACCAGGAUACUGUUGAGGCUACUCGACGUCUGGGCGUCCGAUAUCUUUGGAUAGACUCGCUCUGCAUCAUCCAACGGGGCGACAAGUUCGCCGACUGGAGAAAGGAGUCAACGGAUAUGAAUAAGAUAUACUCGGGGUCCUUUGUCAACAUAUCAGCGACCGAUGCGCCAGACGCAAAUCACUCUCUUUUCCAUGGUAGCAAUCCGGAUGCCUUUUGUUCACAGACGAUAGACCUUCCCGUCGACUAUAAGGAUACACGAGCCUGGGUUCUUCAGGAAAGACUGCUAUCGCCAAGAUGCCAGCAGAAGGAGGAUGCCGAGAUUUAUCCUGAAGGCUUGCUAAUCGACCUAUCCAGAUUUCCCAGUCGGAUCAAGGGUUUUGGCAACAACCAGAUCGGCUGGAAGCCUCGGGGUCACGGCGAAGUCUCAAAGUAUCAAUACUGGUGCAACAUUGUGAAUGCCUACACCAGAGCUAAACUUACCUUCCCUGGUGACAAGCUGGUGGCCCUUUCAGCUGUUGCGAAGAUGGUCAGGGAGUUGCUUCAAGAUCAGCGGGAACUGAUGCCGUCAGCCUAUCGGGCCCCAACUAUUAUGGAUCCCGAAGCGGUAGAGAUGUUGAUCGAGGUGCAGGAUCUACAUCUUGACUACGUUACGAGCGAUACAACGGGCCUGAUCAGCGGCGGGUGGCUACGGCUCUGGGGAGUCCUCAAGAAGCUCGAGCUCCUGCCCGAUGCCUCACUCAGCCAUUAUAGCAACAGUCGUCAUUCCUUGAUGAUGGUCGUCAACGAAAUUUCAGUUAGUGUUCGCGCAGACUCGGCUAUGAUGGAGUAUCAGCCCCAUGUCUAUUUUGAUGACAGCCAGCAGUGGGCUAGCAUUCAGAAUCAUCGGCCGGAACUGUUCUAUAGGAAAGAGGGCAUCUUUCGGCGCAUUGGGAUCGCCCGCGGUUGGGGCAAGGAGUUGAGGGAGAGCUUGUUCGCCCGCAAUGCAGAAGAGAGGACCAUGCCAUGCGUUAAAUACGAAGAAGGUCGACACCUGGUGCGGAUUAUUUAG